AACCAAAACAUUACCCAAAAAACAAACUCGAAUCCCCCCAAAAAAAAAAUCAGCUGAGAACCCCUGAACGUAUCUAGCCUAUCGCGCCGACGACACUCUUGAUGCUCCAGUGGUGUGUGCGCCCAGUGUUGAGGAGGGGGAUUCGUAGUAUUUGCGCCUCUGCCUUUUCCAAUCACCAAAUUAUCGCGCAGAACCCCAAAAAAAAAACAAGUUCCCUCGAAAAAUCAUCGAAGCCGAUGUAAAAAAAACAGUUCACCCCGUGCUAACUGAAAUCAAUUAUCUCCGACCAGUGACUAAAUUCCCGUCAACUCCGAUAAAUCGUCAUGUUGGUGUGGGGGGUCGUGCCCCAGUGACAAAAAAUAACCCCAAACUUUCCUCAGAGAAACCCCCCCAGUCCUCGGCUGGAGGAACAAGUGAAAUAAACAAAAAAUGACGGAAAUAGUGAGUGAAACAAGAGUUUGAGGAUUGUUGUCACCAAGUGCACCCCAGGCCCCCAAACGUUGGGGUCCCUGAUCACCCCAGUCAGCGUCCGCCGGUGUUGGCGUUAUCCCAAAAUAAAGUAUCCCCAUCUCUGAGGUGAUAAGUGUGAAAAACGGAUUCAAAUCAGUGAAAAAAAUCAUAAAAAUCACACCUAAAUGAGUGAAUCCAAUCCAGUGUGGAGUCCUCAGUGCUGAGUUUCCCCAUUUUCUCCGUUACAUGUAUGUGUGUGUGUGUGCCACGGACGAAGCAAAGAGGCGGCAGGAAAAAUGGCGUCCGAUAACGAAGCCUCCUGCGUUAGUGACCCAAAUUUUGCUGUGAUCUGUUCGUUUUUGGAGUAUUUCGGUAAAUCCUGUGGCGUUAGUUAUCCAGACAUUGGAAAACUUCAGUCUAUGCUUGAGGAUAGUCACGAUGUGCCCCAACCACUGAUAGAUCUCCACAUAAAACUUCUACGUAAAACACGAAAGAGUGUAUCUGCUGAAAAAUGGGAGAAAGCUCUUGUUAAAUUUUGUCAUACGUACUCCAAUCAGGAUGGCUGGGAGGUGGAGAGAUUUGGAUACAAAAAAGUCCGUACUGCUGUUAAAGUUCGGUUACUGAAGGUGCUUUUGGAGUCACAAUUUGACUUGAAUCAAAAAUUCAAAAACGAAGUGAACAAAUUAUCAUCAAAUGAGCUGCGACUGGAGCCACUUGGACGUGACAAGACUGGUCAAUCUUACUGGUUUCAGUUGGAUGAGGAGUGUAAUAUGAGAGUUUAUCGGGAGGAUCUGGAUGAGGAGAGUUGGGAGUUAGUUGCCAAGGAUCGCGAAGGCGUCGUGAAUCUCAUCACCGUCCUGUCAGACGGUGAGGCUGCUCCUAUUCCUAUUAACGAGGACAGCAACAGUCUGGAGAUCUCCGAAAAGCCCAUUACCGAUACAGGCCAAGUCACCUCUUCCCCGUCCCUGGACUCUGAUCCUCCCGAAAAUGGUGAUGCAUCUCCACCGACUCCCUUGAACCCACCAAAGCCUCCAGAGCCAAUAAAGAAUCCCCAGCCCCAGGAUUCAGACUCCUCGGAGGCCUCAGAGCUCACCCACGACUCCUCCAACCCCAGCCAAGACGACUCCUCUCAGGAUUCUGAGGCACCCCUUCCCCUUCCUCAUCCUUCCAAAAAGCCUCUACUCCCUUCUCCCCACAUUCAGAAGCCCAAAACGUCCCCCUUGAAACCCUUACCGAUAUCGAAGCCCCCCGAACCAGCAAAACCAGUUCUGAAGGCAAUUGAAACUCCAGUCAUAACAACUUCUCCUCCUAAACCUCCUCAGAGGCAUCUCCCGACGCCAUUCCCAUCAUCAGAACCCUUAAAACCCCAGAAAUCUGUGGACAAACUGGCGUCUACUCUCUCUCGUCUGCAAUCUGAAAAACCAGGAGUCUCCAAGCUCGAAAAAAUUGCUGAAAAUCUGGCGAGAACGUCAAGCAUAUCAAUGAUCAAUGGAGAGGACGACAAACAGCCACAGGACUUUACCACAACCAGGGGAAUGGACCUGACAGCUCCCAGAGGAUUUGACACAUCAAAGGACGCCGAUCGUCCAGUGGACUUUUCGGGAAUGGACCUGAGUAAAUCAUCAUUCAGAAAUGAUAUUCAAGCACGUGAAAUCGACCUCUCCACGAGAAAGCCGAAGCAGGACCCUAUACCGUACGAUAGACCCAUUCAUCGGAACACAAUGGACCUGAGUAAAAGACAGUUAUUCAGCUACGACGUAUAUCAUCAAAGGCAAAAGGACGAUCACAGACUGCCAAAUUACUCAAUUCUCCCAGAUCCCAGCAAACUAUCCAUGCGAAUGAAGAGGAGCCACGAGGAUGAACCAGAUAUAUCAAAACGUAUGCGAACUGAUGGAAUACCAAUGAGAAAAAGGCGAGAUGAUCCUGGUCCUGCUAUUGAAGAGCCCGUUAUGAUGAUCCAGGGUGAGGGCUCAGGAUCUGAUUGUGAUGUUGCAAAUCCUCAUUCAGAAGCAACUAAUGAGCCUGAGGUUGGCGAAGCUAUAGAAGACACAUUCUUCUUUCAGGGUGAGGGUAAUGGUGCUGACUGUGACACUGGUAAUCCUGGUGAUGAGACAUCCAGUGACAAUAAAGAGAGCAAAGAAUCAAAAGACAAUAGUGGAGAUGUCAGGAAAGACGUGGGUGUAAAAUCCCUGGUUAAUGAUUGUGAAGAGGAGAAGAGCAAUUGUCAGGGAUCCUCUGAAUCUCCCAAAAGUAAAUUCAAACCAACCCUUGGGGUGCAGGUGUUCACCAAAUCGCCUGGGAGCAGCUCGAAGAGACUCUCCAGAUGGGAUGUGAGAGAAACCGAGGAAAAGAGAGAGUGUGACAGCAGUAUAAUUGGCGAUGACGCAUCGAUAUUUUCUGGGAAUGAUAUCGAUAAUAAAUCCAUGGUUGAGACGAUAUCAAGCACAACAAAUCAGAAUUCAGUGACAUCAUCGAGGUGUUUUGAAGUUUCAUCAGCUAGUACUGGUGUUGAUGAGGCUGAUGAAGCUCCGAGAUUUUUUUUUGGACCGAAUUGUGUGUCGUACACGUCAGAAGCAGCGGAAAAAUGUCCAGAGGGUGAUGGUGGUGGAAGGCAAAGCUCGGAAGAUGUUUCUGAUGUCCCUCAAUCUUCGACAGCAUCAGAAAAUCCACCGGAGUCAUCGCAAUCUGAUGAAUGCAAAGACCUUGUAACGAAUUCGUCGGAAUCUAGGUUGGAAUCCACAGACGCUGAAUCUUCUGAAGUUGUUUCUACAGUUCCUGACGAUGGAAAAACCUCUGAAGUAAUGGAUGAACCCGAAACAUCAGCGACUGCUCAUGAUUUAGGGGGUGUGGAUGAGGGAAUUGACUCGACUGGAGGAGAAUCCAUGAUUCCGGAGCCCUCUGAGCCAUCACAGUCUGAUAAAUCUCCUGUUGACGUUGCACCAGCUCCCAUAGUCGAUGGUAAUGCUCUCAAAUCACCUGAGAGAAUUAAUAUCGCUCAGGAGGAGAGUUCUGAGGGGAAAAAUGCCGAUGCUGAUGAUAAUAGGAGUAUCUCCAUGGAUCAGGACUCCAAUGAGGCAAUGGUGAUCGAUGACAUGGGUUCUGACUCCAAUGAAUCUAAUAGAGAGGUUGAAAAGUUUGAGAUACCUUUUCCGGCACCUCCGGAGUUUCCGGGACAUCCGGAUUUUACAGAGCGUAUAUCUGCUCGCCUGUCUCCGAUCACUAAAGAGGAGGAGCGGGAGCUCGAGGAGGCCCUGAAGAGCAUCGAUGCUGAACCCAAGAUCCAGGCUCAUGCGAACGCCGAUAAUGCUGAUGUUGAAAUUGAAGGGGCUGGGGAUGUUCAUGGCAAUGAGGGAGUCGUUGCCGAAUUAUCGUCUGAAAGAGAAGAAGGUCAAGAUGAGGUUGAAAAAUCGGAAGAAAUUUCACAGGAAACUCGGGAAAAUCCGAAAACUGUUGAGGAAAUUCCAACAAAAGAAGAAGACGUGGAGUCUCCAGUUGGAACAUCUGACGAGGUUCCAGCGAAAAAUGAAGAGAAUCCGGAAAUUCAUGAGGAAAGAACAAAAAAUGAUGAAGUCUCCGUGAAUAAUGAAGAAAAUCGAGAAGUUGUUGAUGAAAUUCCAACUCAAAGUGAAAAUAUUCAACCUGAAUUUAAUAAAUUCGAACCAAUUGCAACGGAAAGUGAAGCAAGUCCAGAAAUUCUUCAGGAAAUUCCAUCGACAAGUGAAUGUAUAAGCUCAGAAGUAGAAAAUCCUUCUCUGAAAGUAUCAUCCGAAAAUGAAGAAAAUUCACAAAUUUCUGCGGAAAUCUCAUCGAAUAGUGAAAAUAUCGACGCUGAGUGCGAAAAAACUGGAGAAAUUUCCCCACAAACUGAAGAAGUUCCACCAAGAACCGAAGAUGUCGUUUGUCAGUCCGAAAAAUGCGUCGAAACUCUCCCAGAAAAUCUCCAAGAAUUUCAGGAAAAUCCUCCGGAUCAGCCUUCCCCGCCCCUAGAGGACGAAAUCCCAGAGGAAAAGUCUUCAGAAGACGUGUCCUCAACAUCUGAUCAACCUCCCACACCAAAACCUGAUGAAAACCUUCCCGAAAUGGUCCCAACACCUCCGGAGGUCCCGGUCGAAUCUCCAACCUCAAUCAUAUCGCCUGAGACCCCAAGAAGUCUACAGGUAUCUCCCUCAGAAGAGAUUUCAGUGGAGUCCCUGCCUCCUCCAGACGACGUUCACUCAAAACCAAAGCCCUCAUUAGCCUCGCAAACAUCACUGGUGGCUAAUUAUGGAAGUGAUGACUCAAAUUUACUGGGAAGUGAUGAUGUCUUCGAGGCAGAGCUGACUCCAGGACCCGAGGAAGCUGAAUCCAUCGCAGAGGAUCCGGAAAAGACUAAUGAGGGACCUGAUUCGAUGUCUCUAAACGUCCAAUCUGCACCUCAAACUCUAGAAGAAGUUCCUGCGGAAGUUGGACCCAUCUCUGAGGCUCCAAAGACACCCAGUCAGGUGGAAUCCCUCUCUGAAGCUUCUGGAGAUGCCCCACAAGAGAAGAAAUCCUCUCCCGAGGGUCUAGAAGGACCUUCAGAGGUGGAGCCAAUGUCAAAAGCCGCAGAAGUGCUCCCAGAAGAGGUUGAAUGCACUCCUAAGCCACCAGAGGAUUCUUCGAAGCAUCAGACACACGUUGAAACUCUGCCUGAAGCCCCCCACCAGAAAGAACUACCAGAGUCUUCAGAAAUUACCGAGGUAUCUUCACCUGUCCAUCUCGCACCACAAAAAGAAACUGAACUUCGUGAGGACGACCAUGAUGAUGAUAAGCCUGAAGUCUCUCCACAAUCCGAAGCAGCUGAUGAUGUUUUCGACAAACCUUUCGACUCCCCAGACAUGUUCGACUCUUCAAAACCCGAGACUCCAAUUGAAAUUGAUAACCAAGACAUCGAGAAGAUCGCAGCAACAUUAAAUCAGGACGACGGAGAUGAUGAUGAGCCACCAGAGCUUCACACGGAGAUAAGAGAACCAGUACCUCCCUGUGGGGAGCCCGAAAUCCUUCAAGAAGUAACAGAUAGUUCAUGUUCUCAACCUCCAGAAGAAAAUUUCCCAAAAAAUCCUCCGGUUCUCGAAGAAAUCCAACCUAAAGACUCUCCAAAGCCCCAGGAUCCUGUAGAUAAUACUGUGGACUCCUCACUUCCUGAACACGUCGAAGCGAAAAAGUUAGAACCCCCUGUAACCCCAAAAAAUCCUGACGAACCAAUAGAAACGUCAAAACCCGAAAAAGCACAAAUUGAAAAAAUCGAAGCAUCAUCACCACCAGCCACUGGCCUCAAGGAGAAAACCCCUGAGCUCCAGACAAUGUCGAUAAACGACUAUCAGAAAAAGGAUCGAGAAUCUGAUGAAGAUAACUCCCCAAUUCGUCAAGUGGCAAAACGUCCCCGAACCGAGCCUGAAUUCAGUAUCUUUAAAAAGUCACCGGAAAUCCUCCAGAAGGAGCGGAACUCUAUCCCGUCUCCAGAGACCAAACCCGACAGAAAUCUCCAAAACCAGAUGAAGCCCUUCGAGGAGCUCAAACCCCAAAUAGCCGCGGUCCUGACCCAAUACAAGCCAGAUAUAAAGAAGGAAGCGAGCAAACGUCUGCACCUGGAGCAGGAUCCGGAGGAUCUCCCUCCGAUAAAGUCCCGCCCGAGUAAAACAGACUUCAUCAAAGAUGAAAUCAAUGACAUCAAGAAAGAUCAGAAGCCGUCAGAUAUCAAGACCGAUGAGCCCAACAAUGUGGAAGGUCGAUUAAAUACUGGAGAAACAUUUAAACCUCCAGAGCUGACUAUCACCCGCUUGAACAUGUCUGAUGACUCUGAAAACUCAAUGGGGAUGGACAACGACUGUAUGUAUGAGGCGCCACUGAACAACGUCGAUCCCCUGGCAACUGACGAUCUGGUGAAAACCGAGGAAGAUCCAUCAAAAUCCGAGACUGAGCCCCCAAAACUGGGUGUCAUUAAAAUCAGAGAAGUCAAAGAGCUGCAGUACGCCAACUGGAAAAUGGAUUCACCAGAGCCCCAGUCUCCUCAAUGUGGAAGACCCUCACGAAAGCGUCGGAACAGUGCCAACGAUUCCAACUCCGAAGAGAGAACUCGUUCCCAGGAGACCGACGACGCAGGGGGAAAAAGGAUGAAGCUUCGUGGCAAACGAACACCAGAUGUCCAGUUGAGGAAGUCAGUGGAGGCUAACAGAGUGGAGGUCAGUUCUGACGAGGAAGCCCCACCUCUGUCGGAGGUCAUGAAGUCCGCAAAUACAGUGACACCAGAGCCCCUGGUGGAGGUCAAGCCUAAAGGAAAGAGAGGAAGAAAGCGAAAGGGCUUCAGGGGUAAGGGUCGACCGCCCCUUAUCAAGAAAGAUCCAUCGGCGAUUGCUGAAAUCCCUAAUCAAUCAGAAGCGAAGAAGGAAGAGACAAUCCCAGCCCAGAAAAAACGAAAGAAACGUAAAAUGGUCCUGGGACUGGAGAUUGGGAUUGAUAUCGUGGAACCUGACAGCCAGCAGAAUCCUGGGGAGCCUCCCGUCCGUCAGUCUCGGCGAAUCGCUCAGAUAAAAAUCAAGGAGGAAGCCGAUCGGCGAAGGAUUGAGGAGGAAACCCUGGAUAACGUAAAAUCGAUAAAAGGGAAGAAAGACGACGAGAGGAACAAGAAGAAACGUAGAAAGCACAAGGACUCCGAUGAGGAAGUGCGAAUAAGAGAGGUGGACAGAUUUUUGAAGGACAAGGAGAAGCAGAAGGAGAAAGACGACAAGGACAAGUUAAAGAAGAAACGAAGAAAACGCAAGAAGAAGGAAAUGAUGAUGAAAUUCAACGAGGCUAAGCCCUGGCAGAGCUCAUCAGGCUCCUCAUCAGACACUGAAGAGCACGAGGAAGAAGAGGAAGAAGAAGAACCAGAAUCGGAGGGUUCACUUCUAUUCAAGAGCGAUCACGAGUUCUCCCCUGAGAGUGAUCUUGAGAAGGACGCGGAAUCGGAGCCUCUGAGGCGAGCGAGAACAGCCCAAAAAUCGGAGGAGAGAUCUGAAGAGGCUGAUGAGUACGCAUGUCAGAAAUGCGGCAAGGCAGAUCAUCCAGAGUGGAUUCUUCUCUGUGAUACUUGUGACAAGGGCUGGCACUGCAGCUGUCUUCGUCCAGCAUUGAUGCUCAUCCCCGAGGGCGACUGGUUCUGCCCACCCUGCCAACACACUCUUCUUAUAAAUAAACUCCGAGAGAGCUUGAAGACUUAUGACCAGAAUGUGAAAAAACACGAGAACGAAGUUCUGAGGAAAAAGCGUCUAGCAUACGUUGGCAUCAGUCUUGAUAAUGUCUUGCCGAAGAAUGAAGUUGGUAGAAGGCCGAUCAACAGAGAUACUGGGGCCGAGAGUGAGGAGUCUGAAGAGGAAAGUGGUGAGGAAUCGGGAUCAAAUGUUGGAUCUGACUCUAAUGGAUCGUCAUCAUCUUCCUCGUCAGGCAGUGGCUCGACUUCCUCGGAGUCCAGCAGUGAGGAAAGUGAACCAGUUUAUCAGUUGAGAGAGCGAAGAUGUGCAAAUACCUCUUACAAGUUCAAUGAAUAUGACGACAUGAUCAACGCAGCUAUUCAAGAUGAAGUGGAGGCGGUCCAGGGGGCUGGUAAUCAGGGGCGAGGAAAGGAUAUCUCCACAAUCGUCAAUGCCGAGAAGGAAGAGGCACAGGAGGCCUUUGAUAAGCAUAAGGAAGGAGCUGAGGAAGAAGCUGACAAGCAGUCAGAGAAGGACAGCGAUAAGGAUUAUGCUGUGGAUAGAGAUGAGGAGGAGGAGGAUGAAGAGGAAAAGAAGAGGAUGGUGGUGCGCAAGUCCUUGGGGAAGAAGAAACACAGGAAGUUGAAUAGCCUUGACAUCAGUAGCGAAGACGAUCCUGAAUCGGAUGAGGAUUUCAAAGGAAGUAGCAGUGACUACGAGGAGGAUUACGAGGACCAGAUGAUAUCCUCUGAUGAUAGUUACACAGAGACAAGGAGAAAAGGAAAACGUGAUGCACGACCUGUGAGAAGAUCAACAAGGGCGGCGAGGAGGCAGAGAUAUGAUGAAGAUUUCAUCAACGAUGACAGUGAUGAUUCAGAUCGUCCGAAACGUAAGAAGUCGAGGUCCAUUUGGGAUGAGGAGUCAGAGAGUGAGGAGAGUGACAAUUCAUGGAGAUCUAGGAAGAAGAGGAGUAAACCCUCUGCACUACCUCGACUUCGGGCAGCACCGAAGACCAAAGGGAAAAAGAAAAAGAAGAGAAAAAGGAUUGUACAGAUGGACUCUGAUAAUGGAUCUGAUAAUGAUGGAGAAGAAACUAAAAUUGAAGCACUGGAGGCACCCCAGGAGACGGCCAUAGAGCAGGAGGAACUCCCUCCGAAGCUGGACAGGCCUGAGGUGAAAGAGGUAGUAGCCGAAGCUCCUCCAGCUGAGGAGUUCAUCAAGGAGGAAAAACCACCGGUGCUACAGGAGCAGAAACCGGAAGUGGUCGUUGCGAGUCUUCAGGAGGAGGAGGAAGAGGAGGAUGACGACGACGACGAUGACGAUGAUGACGACGACGAUGACGAAGAGGAGGAGGAGAAGAAGAAAAUUUUUGAAGAGAGAGUUGAAUUACCUCCGGAGAGUCUGAAAGAACUCCCUCAGCAUCUGCCCCAACAGCUCCUUCCGGAAACCCCUGAAUUGGAGAAAAAGAAAGACAAGAAAAAACGAGAGAAACCAAUUCGCAGAAAAAUCAUUUAUGGAGGACUGCCGGAGGACCGCCCUCCCGAGGACGAUGAACCGUUGGGGAGGAGAACGCGAGGACGAAAGAUUAAUUAUCAAGUGGAUGCGAUAAUGUCGGAUAGCGAGGAGGAGCUGAAGAAGGCGCUUCGUAAGACGGAAGACAGUGAAGAUGAAUUCGUGAUGAAUGAUGGGGAAGAUCGUAAGGAUGAUCCCGAUAAAAAUUCGGAUUCUGCGGAUGAUGAGUAUUCGCCGCAGAAGACAGGGGGAGGAAAGCACAAGUCGCCGAAGAACCGGAGGUCGAAGAAGAGCCCAGCGGGGAGAAAGACAUCGGACAAUGGGGAGCCGAAGCAGAGGAAAAAACCAGGGCCGAAGCCAGGUAGCAAAAACAAGCCCCGCUUAUCAAAAUCGCCGGGUGGCAGUAUUACCCUGGAAGGUACUCCAUCAAUUGGUGAAGUGGAAGGAAGUCUUGCGAGUCUAGCUCCAGAAGAGCUCGGCGAUCUCAAUGAUGAGCAGCUAGCCCAGAUGAUGAUGGAGGACGAGGAGUACGGGCGUCGUCAGUUAGAGCUCGCCGCGAUAGAGAUCGCGAAGAACAAGAAGAAAGAGGAACGGGAGGCGAAGAAGCUAGAAAAAGCACGGCAAAAAGCUUUGGAGAUUCUCGCUGCUGAGCAGCAGAGGGAUCCAAACGCUCCAGAGGGUGCAGAGGGUGAGGCCCCGAAGAAGAAAAAACGGGGUAGACGAAGUAAAGCGGAAAUCCUCGCUGAACAGAUGAGAAGAGGAACUGAUCCGGCCCUCGCCGUCCUUCCACCGACGGUUCCAGGGAUUCCAGCACUGGUGCCAAGUCCCUCAGGACCACCAGGAGGAGUACUUCCCCCAACUCCUGGGAUCCCUCUCUCCGUUUCUCCCGGAAUGCCAUCUCUACCAGCAGUCUCGAUGCUUCCAGUGGAUCUUGAACGACACCAAGAGCACCUUAUCCCCAGUCAAAUGAUCACUGGACCCGAUGGACAACUAUUGAAUCCCGAUGGAUCCCCAAUGAAACCAAAAAGACGAGGCCGAGGUAAAGGCAAAAAAACUCUUGCUAUGGAAGCAGCUAGAGCGGAAGCAGCUGCCAAAGCUGCUGGACUAGUGGAUCCCGAUUUACGCUCAGACGAUACCUCCAGUGUUCUUCCAACUCCUGGAAGUUCCACCUCUGGAUCAGCACCAUCAACACCUCCACUGAGUAUCACCCAAGUACCAGUGAGCCAAUCACCACAAUCGAUUUAUCCAUUGCCUAGUCAACAAUCUUCCGUGAUAACCAGAAUGCUUCAGUCUCAGCCAAUCUCGUCCACUCCACCUCAGUCAUUUACAGCAGCUGCUGCUGCAAUGGGUCAAAAGUACUUUGGUGUUCCCAAUCCAAAUAUGAUGGGGGCUAGAGGGGGUUACGAUCUCCCCAGAGGCCGUAUACCAUCGCCCUACAAUUCGAGGCCGGGAGGGCCAGGACUUCCGGUGCACUUUCCUGUUCGAUCAGGAGCACCUUCCAUGAGAAUGAGGGUUCCAGGUCCAUCUCAGCUGUAUCACACUCCUCAUCAUCCCAUGGAUCCAUCACCAUCUGGUGGAGGGCCUAUAUCGAUAACCAGCAGAGACCGAAGUUCACCACUCGCACCUGGACCAGCCAUGAUUCCACCAGCUGCUGGCAGCCCUCUUGCCAAGGGAGGACCAACUCCUCCACCACCUCCGUAUGUACGAGGGGGACCACUUGGUAGAUUUGGAGAUGGUCAAAUUCCCACGAGACAUCCAAUUCCACCAUUCACAGCCUCUGGCAAUCACUCGGUUCAACAGCCAUCACCACCACCCAAUAGACCCGGCAAUUUUUCACCUUAUCAUCCACAACCACCGCCCAAUUAUCAUUAUGGGGCUUAUCCACCACCACCAAUGUCCAGUGAUGAUGCUGCGUAUCAGGGUUCACCUUAUCCUAGUGAACAUUUUGCCAAUCAAUCGGAUAAUCCACCAGCACCGACUGUACAACCACCAUCAGCAACACAGGCGGGCAGCUCUCAGGGGAGCCAUAACUCAGGACAUUCAGGGGGAAAUCCACCUGGUGAAGGGCCACCUACCAAUCCUCAAGGUCAUGGCCCUCAUGGAAAAUACGAUGAGGAGGGAAGUGGGGAGUUUGGGGGCCUAGUUUCUUACUUCAGCAGCCAACGAGAGGAUGAUCUUGAUUCGUAGCAUGAGUGAAUUCUUGGCCAACAGAUUUAAUGAGGGGAACUCAUGAUAGCGUUUGGUGGCUUUGGGGUGGUGGAGAGAAGGGAUGAAAGGCUGAGGGGGGUUUUAGAGGCUCAGGGGGACGGGUGAGGGAAUUGGUUUUUAGUGAGAUUAUUUGAGAAAUUUGACACCUUUUACAGGCUCAUAAUUUCUGUUUUAUUGUGCAUAUGAGGUUUUAGGAGAAAAAGUUAAUUAGAGUUAAGGCUUUUUGGAGAUUUUUUUUUUUUUUUUUUUAAAAAGAGGAUAACGAAUAGUUUUGGAUUUUUUAUUGAGUCAGCAGCUGAUGAGACUAUGUGAGAUUUUAUGAGGAUUGUUUAUGAAUUUUGGGAACUGAUGAUUUCCAGGGCAGUUUUUUUUUUCAAAUUAAUUUAUGGUGAAAGUUAGAGGUUCUAGGAAAAUAAUUAUUUUUUAAGAGAACUUUUUCAAUGGAAAACCCGUUUUUUUGGAAUUAAAAAGUUGAGGAUAUGAAAUGAGAAUUGAUGAGGAUUGGGACCUACCGUUUGAUUAUUAACUUUGGAAACGAGAUUUUAUUUGUGACGACAAAAACGUGUUUUGAUAUUUUGUAUGAAAAUUACCAAGUAGCUUUUGAUAUUCUUCACGAAGCAAGUCUCAAUGUUUCCACGUAAAUUAUGAAUUCUCAAAAGAAUUUCGUGUUCAUCAUAAAUUGUUGUUUCCUCCCGAAAAUCCCUAAAAACCUAAAUCGGUUGUUUUUUUAUGGAUCCCUAUCAACGGUUGACUCAAAAACAAAAUUCCAGUUUUCGCUACCGAAAAAAUCUAGCACAAAAUGUCUGAAAUUUUUUCCUACCACUCAUUAUUGCAUAAAACUGUAGACUUCAUGAGCCAUAGAAAAUACUGUUAUUCCCCAAAAUCUAUCACCACUCCACCACCAAAUGAUCUCGAAAUUCCCAUGUGAUUAUUGGUAAGUGCCAUUUUUUUAAUCAUUCGCUAUCAUUGUGAGUUGGGUUGGCCAAGUACCUAUUAACGAUCUUGAUAAAAAAGAAAUUCAAAAUGAUUUAUCAAUUCAAAUCGUGACUUGACUGCGGGCAAAGCAAUAAAAUUGACCGAGGAAAAAAAAAUCUUAAAAAUCACUAUAAAAAAUCCUAAUAACCCCUGAUUUCUCAAAACAGUCAACUAUUUUCCGAAUUCAGAAAGAGAAAAAAAAGAAGAAAAAUCGGUCAUGCUUCUAACGACAAAACCUGUACAUAUGUAAAUACGAGUGAUUCCUUUAGAUUCUAUAUUACAUGUAUUAUAUAAACAGUCAUAAACGAAAAAGGGGGAAUAUGAAAUAAACCACGAUUUAGUGCAAAAGGGCACAAAUGUAAUAUUUAAACUAACGAAAUGAAAUAACGGCAUCUGAUUAUUGAUGAUUAACAAAAAAAUGGUGUGAAGACUACUACUAUAACUAUUUAUAAAGAAAAAAAGAUUAAGAAUUUAUAUUAGGAGUAUAUUGUAUUUUACAGAAUUUUACUUGGACAAUUAUUCUAUAUAAAAUAUGGAUAAAAAAUAUAUAAUUAUGGAGAAACUACUUCUGGCGGGAAACUAAUGAUGACAAUCACCAUUUGAAAGUGGAAAACAUUUCGUUCCCCUUAGAGAGAGAGAAAUAUAAAAAAAAAGAAAUGUAUCGAGACGUUAAUUAUUAUUAAUUUGAGGGGCCUCGUGAGUACGAAAAUAGCACCGCCAUAUUGCAGAUGGUGGUGCUAUCCACCUGCUUGUAUUUGUGAUGAUUUUUAAAAAAUUGAAGAACGUCAUGAUCACAUGGGUUAAAAGAUUUGUUCCAUUUUGUAAAAUUUGGAUGGAGCGAAUUGAGGGUGACAUGAAAUCACAAAUAAUUCUGAGACAUUUUUGGAACCGCGAGCUGAUGGCGCCCUUUUUUUGUCCUGAAAAUUAAUGGUGCAGUUGUUCCCUAAUUUCAUGACUUUUUUCACAUCCAAGGUCUCUCAUUAAUGAUCUCGUAAAGAAAUUAAAAAGGAUGGAGUCCAAAAGUUUUCCUCUUUCGAAAAUACACGAUUGACAAUUCAUUGAUUUUCUCUCAGAUGAAUGCAAAACCGAUAAAUGGUUCUGCCCAGCAAAAUCAUAUAUCUGUUUAGUUAUAACGUAUAUGCAUAUACCUAAUAUAAAUAGAAAUUAUCAAUGAAAAAAAAGAUAUUACAUUAUCUUAGAAUUAGCAGCUUGGAAUAGUUUUCUAUUAAUUUUUGUCCUCCUUUAUUUUUCGUGAAAUUAUUCACUAGAUUGUGAGAUGAAACGAAGGAGAUAGAGAUAUAUAUAUAUAGAUAUAUAUAUAUUCGAUUGUAAUCAUGAUUUAAUGAAUUAAUUUUAUGAUUUUUACACUUAGUAAAAAGCCGAUUAUCUGAUUGUAGACAAAACCAAUGUACAAUCCGUAUUUUUCUUCCUUAAUUUUUUUUUUCUUCUUGUUCUAUUGAAUUUGCGCUCCAGGGACUAUUGUGUCUUGAUUUAUGAUGAAAUCAUCUUCCAGUGAAAUAUUUUACUUUUGUUAUGGGCAAUGGAAACUCUUUAUACCAGUAACGAUGUGGGCAUUGCCUUUUGAUUGUCCUGGAGCGCAGGUUUCUCAACUUAAUGUGGGGAAAAAUAUGGGGCUAUGUGGCAGUGGUGCAGUUGAAGCUUUUUUUUUUCAUUUCAAUAAUGGGUCUAGACCAAACGCUAUUAUAUUACAUGUUGUAGCCUAAUUACAGACGUUUUGUAAUAAAAAAAAACAUUCAGUAUA
Diachasmimorpha longicaudata is the source of this 14094-nucleotide messenger RNA. Its product is annotated as titin-like. Bases 747 to 11336 code for a protein of 3529 amino acids. Gene Ontology annotation, cellular component: RSF complex; chromatin. The record is from RefSeq and is a predicted model, not a curated record. NCBI's taxonomy places the organism in Eukaryota, Metazoa, Arthropoda, Insecta, Hymenoptera, Braconidae. The transcript has 6 exons. Gene Ontology annotation, molecular function: histone binding. Gene Ontology annotation, biological process: negative regulation of DNA-templated transcription.